Molecule: messenger RNA, 4231 nt
Organism: Bombina bombina (fire-bellied toad)
Lineage: Eukaryota; Metazoa; Chordata; Amphibia; Anura; Bombinatoridae
Gene: AGO2
Product: argonaute RISC catalytic component 2
Exons: 19
Coding region: 259-3006 (915 amino acids)
Biological process (GO): regulation of DNA-templated transcription; regulatory ncRNA-mediated gene silencing
Cellular component (GO): RISC complex
Molecular function (GO): protein binding; endoribonuclease activity, cleaving siRNA-paired mRNA; RNA binding
Source: RefSeq, a predicted model, not a curated record
AAACCUGGUUAUCCCGUCGGUGUUUUACAGUUCAUGUCUCGUAAAAAGAAAAAAAAGCAGAGCUGAGGGAAAGUACGCUGUAAAGAAGCGGAGCGGUACGCACACGGAGGCCGUGUUGUUACUAGAGUGUCUGGAAGUCGUUUUUUGAGGGUUUCUCUCGUGCCUUACAAUAUGGAGCCCUGAGUUACUGCACGCCGCACUGAGAAGUUGUUGUGGAACUUUAUUUUCUUUAUUGGACCGCUGACAGCUAAAGCAAAGAUGUACGCGGGAGCCAACCCCGCAAUUGUGCCCGCACCACCUCCACCACCUCUUCCAAUGCCUGCAUAUACCUUCAAACCACCACCACGGCCAGAUUUUGGCACAUCAGGGCGGACGAUCAAGCUCCAGGCAAACUUCUUUGAAAUGGACAUUCCCAAAAUUGACAUUUACCAUUAUGACAUAGACAUAAAACCUGAAAAAUGUCCCAGAAGAGUUAACAGUCUUGAGCAUCUACAAGCUCUUUUGCAGGAAGUUUUACUUGCUUUAGCAGUAGAGGAUCCUACUAACGAGAAACAAGAUCGAAACAUUUAUUUAAAACAGUGCCUAAGCAACAGUCUACCUUCCCAGUACCUGACUUGGUUUCUGAUUUGGUUUCAAAGGAAUGGAAGAAACCUGGGAUUUGCUUUUAUCAGCCACCUCUGCAAAAUUUGCAAUAUGGGUAACCAUCCUAAAAGUGGAUGGAGCAAUAUCCAUUCUUGCAAAGUGGACUACAAUUCCUUUAGAGUGGAAUUGGAAGUCACGUUGCCUGGGGAAGGAAAAGAUCGCAUCUUCAAAGUUGCAAUCAAGUGGAUGGCAUGUGUGAGCCUUCAAGCAUUACAUGAAGCUUUGUCUGGUCGUCUCCCCAGUGUUCCAUUCGAGACUAUCCAGGCAUUAGAUGUAGUAAUGAGGCAUUUACCCUCUAUGAGGUAUACACCUGUGGGUCGAUCAUUCUUUACUGCUUCUGAAGGAUGUGCUAAUCCUCUUGGUGGGGGUAGAGAAGUUUGGUUUGGUUUCCAUCAGUCUGUUCGACCAUCAUUAUGGAAAAUGAUGCUCAACAUAGAUGUGUCUGCCACAGCAUUUUAUAAAGCACAACCAGUAAUAGAGUUUAUGUGUGAAGUUUUGGACUUUAAAAGCAUUGAAGAACAACAGAAACCUCUGACAGAUUCCCAAAGGGUUAAAUUUACCAAAGAAAUAAAAGGCCUAAAAGUGGAGAUUACUCACUGUGGACAAAUGAAGAGAAAAUACAGGGUUUGCAAUGUCACAAGACGCCCAGCAAGUCACCAAACAUUUCCUCUCCAACAAGAGAGUGGUCAGACAGUAGAAUGCACCGUUGCACAGUAUUUUAAAGAUAGACACAAACUAGUUCUUCGCUACCCACAUCUUCCAUGUUUACAGGUUGGGCAGGAGCAAAAACAUACAUACCUUCCUCUUGAGGUAUGUAACAUUGUGGCAGGUCAAAGAUGCAUAAAGAAAUUGACAGACAAUCAAACCUCUACUAUGAUCAGAGCCACUGCCCGUUCUGCUCCAGAUCGUCAAGAAGAGAUCAGUAAAUUAAUGCGAAGUGCAAGCUUUAAUACUGAUCCAUUUGUGAGAGAAUUUGGAAUUAUGGUGAAAGAUGACAUGACAGAUGUUACUGGCAGAGUCCUUCAACCUCCUUCAAUCCUUUAUGGAGGCAGGAAUAAAGCAAUUGCAACACCUGUCCAGGGUGUUUGGGAUAUGAGGAACAAGCAGUUUCACACAGGCAUUGAGAUUAAGGUGUGGGCGAUUGCUUGUUUUGCUCCUCAGCGGCAGUGCACUGAAGUUCAUCUAAAGACUUUUACUGAACAAUUGAGGAAGAUUUCUCGAGAUGCUGGGAUGCCCAUCCAAGGACAACCAUGUUUUUGUAAAUAUGCCCAAGGAGCUGAUAGUGUGGAACCCAUGUUCAGGCAUUUAAAGAACACUUAUACUGGACUUCAGCUGAUUGUUGUUAUUCUGCCAGGCAAAACACCUGUUUAUGCGGAGGUUAAGCGUGUGGGGGACACUGUGUUAGGCAUGGCGACGCAGUGUGUGCAGAUGAAAAAUGUGCAGAGAACCACACCACAGACUUUAUCCAACCUGUGCUUGAAGAUCAAUGUCAAGUUAGGAGGCGUCAACAACAUCUUGCUGCCUCAGGGCAGACCUCCAGUGUUUCAACAGCCAGUAAUAUUCCUUGGGGCAGAUGUAACCCACCCACCAGCAGGGGAUGGUAAAAAGCCUUCAAUUGCAGCGGUUGUAGGUAGCAUGGAUGCUCACCCCAACAGAUAUUGUGCCACCGUGAGAGUACAGCAGCACAGGCAGGAGAUCAUCCAAGACUUGUCUGCCAUGGUUCGUGAACUUCUCAUCCAGUUCUACAAAUCUACACGCUUUAAACCUACAAGGAUCAUCUUCUACAGAGAUGGUGUCUCUGAAGGUCAAUUCCAGCAGGUUCUUCAUCAUGAGCUGCUUGCUAUACGAGAAGCUUGUAUAAAACUAGAAAAGGAUUACCAGCCUGGGAUUACCUUCAUUGUUGUUCAGAAGAGGCAUCACACACGCCUUUUCUGUACUGACAGAAACGAGCGGGUAGGGAAAAGUGGCAAUAUACCAGCUGGUACCACAGUGGACACAAAGAUCACCCACCCCUCAGAGUUUGAUUUUUAUCUAUGCAGUCAUGCUGGUAUACAGGGAACAAGUAGGCCCUCACAUUAUCAUGUUCUCUGGGAUGAUAAUCGUUUCUCAUCUGAUGAGCUUCAGAUUCUCACCUACCAGCUCUGUCACACUUAUGUACGAUGCACUCGUUCCGUGUCUAUUCCUGCUCCUGCAUACUAUGCACAUCUUGUGGCAUUCAGGGCACGGUAUCAUUUGGUGGACAAAGAGCACGACAGCGCUGAAGGCAGCCACACCUCGGGCCAGAGUAACGGAAGAGAUCACCAAGCACUUGCUAAAGCAGUCCAGGUUCACCAGGACACACUACGCACGAUGUACUUUGCCUAACUGCUGUUGCCACCAGUGAUGGAGCAGUACGGGCAGAGCAUUCACGCCAGACCAGCUGCACUUAGUUGUAGUCCAGUCUACAAUGGCAUCCAGCAAAAGUGCACCCUUCUAUAACCCCAUGGUUCACAAUAUCUUGUUUUGUUUAACAAACCUUCCGUCCAGAGAAGUUUCACUAUUUCAUUUUAAUUUUGACAAACCUGCUACAGAUGUUGUAAUCUGGGGUUUGCUAAAAUUGUGAUAGUUUACAAAAGCAGAUGUGGGAAAAAUACCCAUUGAAACAUUGGUCACAUGGAAUCUCAGGGCUUAAACAGAUGCUAUGAAUUAAGUUUUCAAUGUAUGUAUUCCAUGUUCGGUUGCCAGAGUGAUAGCCUGCUGUACACUUUUUUUUUUUUUAAGGACCGUGAAGGGUUGAGAGGAAAAACAAAUGUUUAGCUUAGUAUGUAAAGCCUUAAAUUUUAAUACAUUUCUUAUGAAUUCCUCUUUCAGUCUGUACAAUUUGUGUCAAAUAUGCUGGUACAUAAAGUUAUGUAUUUCAGGCUGUAAAAUUAAAUCGCACGUAACUUGAAGUCCAUUGUGACUCCAAAUUUUAAAAUUCAUAGUAUUCAUUUCAAGUUUUAUUUAUUUAUUAUUAUUUUUUUUAGUUUAAUUUUAGUUAUUUUAAUUUUGCCAUUCAGGACCCCAUCAGAAUAGACAAAGUAGUUGAUAUAAUUACAUUGGUCUUAAUGAGCUUUAAAGUUUGUUUUCCAAAGUUGCUUGUGAAUACGGGUCUGUGGCAAUCAGAACAGUACAAUCAUGGUAAGCUAAUGUACAGAUUUCUGUUUAGCAGUAUUAAUGUAAGAGUUGACUUCCUAUUUAUUUAUUUACACAAAGUGCAGCCUAUCAUUAUUAUUAUUGACAUAUCUGUUCUAUCAAUUAAAGAUCCUGUCACUGACUAUGAAAUCUGUAUCAUUGAUUUAAAAUGCUCUACAUGCCCCACCGACAGAGAAUGGAUUAAAGCCUUAUUUCUUUAAUGUUAAAUAUGUAGCCCCCAAAAAGUAGAUGUAGUUUAAUUGUUUGUCAAAUUGUAUGAAAUGCUUUUGUUUUCUGUUUUAGUUAACAAAAGGGACUUCACAUUUAAUAAUUGAGGCUUUUGAAAUAUACCAUACCGCUUUACUGUUUUAUUGUAUUUAUUUGUAUCCUCUGCCCCAGCUUCUGAAAAAAAUAAAUGUUGUCUUUGACCACCACA